Messenger RNA from Fusarium keratoplasticum, 675 nucleotides. Its product is annotated as MADS-box domain-containing protein. NCBI's taxonomy places the organism in Eukaryota, Fungi, Ascomycota, Sordariomycetes, Hypocreales, Nectriaceae. The transcript is spliced from 3 exons. Gene Ontology annotation, molecular function: DNA-binding transcription factor activity, RNA polymerase II-specific; RNA polymerase II cis-regulatory region sequence-specific DNA binding; protein dimerization activity. The record is from RefSeq and is a predicted model, not a curated record. Bases 1 to 675 code for a protein of 224 amino acids. Gene Ontology annotation, biological process: positive regulation of transcription by RNA polymerase II.
AUGGCCGACAUCACAGAUCAGCACGACCAAACCUCGCCCACCGAGCUCGACGAGUCGCAGAACGUUGGCAAUGGCAGCGCCGCCACCGAGUCUCGCGGCGUCAAGCGCCAGCGUCCUUCAGCAGGCGACGACGACGACGAUGAUGACGAGAAGGGUGGUCGCGAGCGUCGCAAGAUUGAGAUCAAGUUCAUCAGCGACAAGUCUCGGCGACACAUCACCUUUUCCAAGCGCAAGGCCGGAAUCAUGAAGAAGGCAUACGAGCUUUCUGUCCUCACGGGCACUCAAGUCCUUCUUCUCGUCGUCUCUGAAACCGGUCUCGUGUAUACAUUCACCACACCCAAGCUCCAACCUCUCGUAACCAAGGCCGAGGGCAAGAACUUGAUUCAGGCAUGCCUGAACGCACCCGAACCCACGCCUGGUAACGAGAACGGCGUGGAUGGUGGUGACCAGGUCGAGUCUCCGGAAGAGCCCGCCAACCAACAUCUCCCCCCUCAGGGCAGCCGACCCGGCAUGCCCCAGAACCCUCACAUGGCCGGCAACUAUAUGCCCCCCAACAUGCCCAUGGAUCCCCAGCAGGCUUUGGCGUAUCAAAGCUACGUGCAACGGAAUCAGGGCUACGGUUCAGGCAUACCCCCGCAACCGGGCAUGCCCUCCAACAACCACCACCAGUCGUAA